AUGAACGCCAACCCCCCAGCAGGAAGCGCCCUGGCCCCCGGCGCCACGACCGGCCCCACCACACCCAAGAAGGGCCCCCCCAAGUUCAAGCAGAGGGCGGCUCGUACAUUCAAGAGCAAGGCGCCCAAACCCGGCCAGAAGGGCUUCGGUGACGACAUCCCCGGCAUGGAGGGCCUGGGCACAGACAUCACAGUGGUCUGCCCAUGGGAAGCCUUCGGCGACAUGGAGCUCAGCGACUUGGCCAAAUACGGGAUCAUCUAA
Messenger RNA from Limanda limanda (common dab), 261 nucleotides. Its product is annotated as retinal cone rhodopsin-sensitive cGMP 3',5'-cyclic phosphodiesterase subunit gamma-like. Gene Ontology annotation, biological process: positive regulation of G protein-coupled receptor signaling pathway; visual perception; positive regulation of epidermal growth factor receptor signaling pathway. Gene Ontology annotation, cellular component: photoreceptor outer segment membrane. The transcript is spliced from 2 exons. The coding region runs from base 1 to 261 and encodes 86 amino acids. The record is from RefSeq and is a predicted model, not a curated record. Gene Ontology annotation, molecular function: 3',5'-cyclic-nucleotide phosphodiesterase activity; cGMP binding. NCBI's taxonomy places the organism in Eukaryota, Metazoa, Chordata, Actinopteri, Pleuronectiformes, Pleuronectidae.